Bursaphelenchus okinawaensis is the source of this 3593-nucleotide messenger RNA. NCBI's taxonomy places the organism in Eukaryota, Metazoa, Nematoda, Chromadorea, Rhabditida, Aphelenchoididae. The record is from the annotation of a GenBank genome assembly.
AUGAGUGAGCCAGAUAUGAAAAAGUUGCCAAACACUUCAGAGGUUCAUCUUGAUGGCUAUGGUAAAAUAAUUGGCAAGUUAGUGGAAUGUGGAGAGCCUUCUAAUGCUCAAGCCAUGGUAUUUAUGUCUAUACCUUUUGCAAAACCACCUGUUGGAGAGCUGAGGUUUAAGGUAGGAGAUGUUUUUUUGAAAUUUCAAAAAAUUUUAAAAUUUUGGGUUUGUACAAUACGUUGUUGGCUAGGUAGGUAGGGAGGACAUGGUAGAGUAGGGUAAGGUUAGAGUACGGUACAAAUUGUAAAAUACCAAGAAUUUUGCAGAGAAAAUAGCAAUACUUUCAGUUACCGCAACUUCCUGACCAACUACAAGAUAAACCACUGGAAUGUUUCCAAUUUCCUCCUCGAGGCAUCCAGAAAGAUCCCUUUGUUCAGAAAAAGUGGCGCAACGCUGAAAAGACUUCAGAAGACUCGCUCUACCUCAAUGUAUUUGCUCCAUCUUUCAAUGAAACCACCAGUACUAAAAAUCCAGUCAUGGUAUUUGUGCACGGUGGUGCUUUUGUCAGCGAUGGUACCAAGAAAUACGGAAUGCAGGGAAUUUGCGAUGUUCUGGUAGGGUUUUGAUACAUUUUAUAGGGCAAAAGGGGUGGUUUUUUUGUUGAGUAAUAUAUCUUUUGGGGUCGUUUUUUGAGAAAAAAAGUUAAAAAUACGAUCCGUAACUCGUUCAUGGAAGAGUUUUUUAAUUUAACAUUUUAGGUAUAAUGCCUUUUGUAGAGGGGAGGGGGAUUUAAGGAAAAAAAUUUAAAAUUUUAAAAAUUUAUAUUGUUGUAGAUUAUGUAAAAUACGUUUAAUAAACUGUUUCAUGGAAUAGUUUUUUAAUUUAACAUUUUAGGUAUGAUGCCUUUUGUAGAGGGGAGGGGGGAUUUAAGGAAAAAAUUAAAAAUUUUAAAAAUUUAUAUUGUUGUAGAUUAUGUAAAAUACGUUCCGUAACUCGUUCAUGGAAGAAUUUUUUAAUUUAACAUUUUAGGUAUGAAACCUUUUGUAGAAGGGGGGGUUUGGGAAAGAAUGUAAACAUUAAAAAAAUUUUUGUUGACGCAGAUAUUGUAAAAUACGAACUUUAGUUUAUUCAUGGAAAAUUUUUUAAAUUUGACAUUCCAGGUAACACCUCACAAUAUUGUAGUAGUAACAGUUCAAUAUCGGCUAGGAUACCUCGGCUUCUUUUCAACUGGAGAUGGUCGUAUUCCAGACAAUCUUGGGUUAUACGAUCUUAAAAUGUCAUUAGAAUGGGUACAAAAGCAUAUAAGCAGCUUUGGCGGAGAUCCGAAUAAUGUCACCUUGGCUGGUCAGAGUGCUGGAGGGGCGCUAGUCGAGUAUUUAUCGCUGAGUCCACUUACUUGGAGUAGGUUCACAAUUUUUAGCACUUUAUGACUUGUUUCUUAAAAUUAAAUUUUAAAAAAUUUAUUUCUUAGAUUUACUUGGCAAGUACAAGUUUGCUGAUGUAUAAGAUCAACAUGACUAAAAUAUUUAAAAUUAUGGGUUAUGUAUUACUAAUAAUAGUUUUAUAUAAUGAAAAACAUGUUCAUCAUAACAUAGUUUCAAUUUAAAAUUAUUUUUAGAUUUAUUCCAUAAGAUCUUACCCAUGGCUGGUAACGCUCAUUGUUUAUGGGCUACAAACGAAAAGAAUGUGGAAACUUGUCGCAAGAAACUGCGACGGAUAGGAGUCAAACCUACUUUAUCGCCUGAGGUAACUAAUUUUGAGAGUUUACGUUAUUAACUGUCGAAAUUGGCAAAUAUUACAAUAAGGACAAUAUAAUGUGUGGCAAAAAGUUUUAUUAAACGUGAAAACCGUCUUUAAAAGGCAAAAAACCCAAUUUAAUUUCAUUGGAAUUCUGUGCCAAGAUCAGGCAGUUUCGGCGACAAGACUUUUUUUGACAUUCUAAUAAUACUGAGCUUAUCAAUAUAACUAUCUUUUAUUAUACUUUUAAAAAACUUUUUCAGGAAACCGAGAAAGUAAUGUUACAAAUCCCAGCGUUAGACUUUGGGACAAAAAUGAAAUUGACUUCAAGCGGUUAUGGGUUAAAGCCAAGUACUGAGAUAUCACCCAGGAUAUCAGCGCCAUUCUUCUCUAAACCAUUAGAUCAGUUGAGGAAAGAAGCUCCAGUAAAGCCUAUUUUACUGGGUGUGAGUGAACACGAAGGGCUACUUUUUCGUAAGUUUUUGAAUUUUUAAGAUACCUUAGUUUGUGUGGGCAUCAUUUUUUAAAUUUUCGAUAAGUUAAAAAUAAUUUUUAAUGAUUUGUUUGUUUGGUGUAUAUAUCUUAUACUGUUAGGUUGUAUAGUAAAGAUUGAGCUAAUAGUUAAAGGCCUUAAAUUUAAAGUUUUUUUGGCUUGCUAAUCUAGACAUGAAAGGGGUUACGUAGGCUAGGCCAAAGCAAAAUUGAAAAGAACUUGGGGCAAAUAAUCAAACCCGGCCUGUUACACGUUAAACUUAUAAUGAAAUAUGAUGAUAUUAUUUUAGAACUGAUUGCCAGGAAGUUCUCCUCAAUAGAGUUGGUAGAGCAGAUUCUGGCAGAGACGAUACCUGAAUCAGAGCCAGACUUUGCUGCUCGACGACAACUUUUAACUGACUUGUACAUAAGAUUGCAUACUGAAGAGAAGUUGAGCAUACGACAAGUUUGUACUAGGGUAUGUAGACGAAAUUAAUGAUGUAACAUAUUUUACCUUAACUUACCACAUUUUGAUGCAAAAUAAGAUACUUGUAGGUACGGCUGUUUUAUGUCAAAAUUUGCAUAAAACUUGCAUAAAAAGGAUAUAUGAAUUGAAAUAGGAAAGUAAAAGUCAUUGUACACCUACUGCCUGAUUUAUCAUACACCUAUAUAAACUUUCAAAUAUAAACCUACCUUUUCAGCUCUUCACCGACGUAGUAAUGGGAGCAGCGACUCUAAAAUACGCGACAAAUCAAGUAGAUCGAGGGAACAAGGAUGUGUAUCUCUACUGUUUCAAUCACUUUAAUAAAGCUCAAAUUGGCUUGGCUAGACACGUUUUGCCAUUUGAUGGUGCUACUCACUGUAACGAGCUGGUAUACUUGUUUAGAGUGUUUGUGGUCAACAAAUUUACAUUGAGUGAAGAGGAUACGAAGAUGAUUAAGUUGACCACCAAAUACUUUGCCAAUUUCUGUCGGUUUGGGUAGGUUUUUAGUUGUUACGUAUAUGACUAUAGUAGAUUUGUAAGUUGAUACAUAUAUGCUUAUAGUAGGUUUUUUAAAUUUAAUUUUUUUAAAUUUACUUUUCGUAUUUACAUUAGCUGUUACUUACUUUUUAAGCUAUGUUAUGGCAUUCGAAGAUAUAAAGUAUCAUUUUUUAAAUCAUUUUUAAAAAUCAAAAAUUUUUAAUGUUACAGUAACCCGAAUGGAGAUACCACAAAAAUACCAUUGGAAGCCCAUGAGAAUUUACCAUCGUGGGAUCCAUGUACAUCUGAACAUCCAUCACGAUGUAUAUUGUUAAAGACAGAGCCAGAGAUGGCUAGCCAAUUCAUGGAAGGGCGAGCUGAUUUAUGGGUAAAACCUUUGAGUUCAAAACAAAAUGGUCAUUCACAGGAAUAA